GCCAACCCAACACCCAUCUCACCCGCUUACGCUCUCCCUAGUCCUUUCCCCUCUGCGAAACCCUAACUCGCUCGCCCUCCCUCUUCCUCUCUCUCUCUCUCUCUCUCUCUAAAAACCCCAUACGUCUUCUCCUUCUCCUUCUCCUUCUCCUUCUCCACUCGGGUUGUACGCGCGGUGCGAGCGAAACCCAUGGACUUUGGAGGCGGCCGCAAGAGAGGGAGGCCCGACGCUUCCUCGAACGGCAAUGGCGGUUUCAAGAGAUCCAGGGAAGAAGCGGAGACCUUUUCAACUGGUAUAGGAAGCAAAUCGAAGCCGUGCACAAAGUUUUUCAGUACUUCCGGGUGCCCAUUUGGUGAGGGAUGCCACUUCUUGCACUAUGUACCGGGAGGCUUUAAGGCUGUAUCUCAGAUGCUUAAUCUCGGUGGCAACCCUACUCAUCCCCCUGCCUCCAGGAACGCAGCACCACCUUAUUCAGAAGCUCCAUCUCCUACAGCUGUGAAGACUCGGUUGUGCAACAAAUUCAACACUGCCGAAGGCUGCAAGUUUGGUGAUAAAUGCCACUUUGCUCAUGGCGAGUGGGAACUCGGCAAGCCAACUGGUCCCUCCUAUGACGAUCCUCGUGGCAUGGUUCCAGCACCCGGUAGGUAUGGUGGCCGCAAUGAGCCUCCUCCUCCGGGUCUUGCAGCAGCAGCAAGCUUUGGGGCUUCCGCCACGGCCAAGAUAAGUAUUGAUGCUUCACUUGCUGGACCAAUCAUUGGGAGAAAUGGUGUGAACUCGAAGCAAAUUUGCCGAGUAACAGGAGCAAAACUCUCAAUAAGAGAGCAUGACUCGGAUCCUAAUUUGAGGAACAUUGAGCUUGAGGGUACAUUUGAUCAGAUAAAACAAGCUAGUGCCAUGGUUCAUGAGCUUAUUGCUAAUGUUGCCUCUGCCUCUAGACCUGCCAUGAAAAACCCAGCUGCACAUUCUGCUCCCCGAAGCAACUUCAAGACGAAGCUCUGUGAGAACUUUGCUAAAGGCUCUUGCAACUUUGGAGAAAGGUGCCACUUUGCUCACGGAGCAGAAGAGUUGCACAAGUCCGGGCUUUGAAGAUAGUUAUUGCUUGUCUCAUCUCGUCUCUACUCUUUGGAUUUUCAGGAAGUGUGGGUCAACGCCAGAUAUUUGAGAAUUUUGUUGUGAUGAGCAUGUUAGUUUGUUAUUAUUUAGCUCCUUUGGAUUCUGUGGCUAAUCUUGGUGGAUCUUAUUAGCAAGUUUCUCUGUGGUAUUGGCCCUCAAUGGGAUUUGGAAAC
Molecule: messenger RNA, 1286 nt
Organism: Rhodamnia argentea
Lineage: Eukaryota; Viridiplantae; Streptophyta; Magnoliopsida; Myrtales; Myrtaceae
Product: zinc finger CCCH domain-containing protein 14-like
Exons: 3
Coding region: 190-1086 (298 amino acids)
Molecular function (GO): mRNA binding; metal ion binding
Source: RefSeq, a predicted model, not a curated record